AUGGUCGCAGUCCCAGCCCAGUGGCAGGAAGUUUCCCGCGCAAAGAUUGCAGCCCGCGAUGCCCUCAUCCCCAAGGAGUGGAUCAUCCCAGCCACAGACGCUCGCAGCGUCAUCCACAUCCCGAGGACGUGCGGUGUCCUCUCUGACAAGGAGAUUGGUAUCACAGAGACACCUGCGACGGCGCUCGUAGAGUCGAUGCUGAGCCGAGAGCUUACGAGCUACGAGGUGACGUUGGCCUUUUGCAAGCGAGCUGCUAUAGCCCAGCAAUUGACCAACUGUCUCACCGAAAUCUUCUUUGAGACUGCCCUCAGAGCAGCUCGAGCUAUCGAUGACAACUACGCUCAGACCAACACCCCCCUUGGACCUCUCCACGGCCUCCCAGUCUCGAUCAAGGACAACUUUUACGUCGAAGGGGUUGAUACUACCGUGGGCUUCAUUAGCUGGGCCAAUGAUCCCGCCAAGAAGGAGCAAGAAAGCGAAAUUACCAAGGUCAUGCGAGAGUGCGGCGCGGUGCUCUUCUGCAAGACUAACGUCCCAACGGCCAUGAUGAUUGCCGAGUCAUACAACAAUGUAUGGGGAUAUACCUCCAACCCUUACAACACUUCCUGCUCUUCUGGUGGAUCUUCUGGGGGCGAGUCGGCCCUCCUUGCCCUCUUUGGAUCUCCCCUUGGGAUCGGCACAGAUAUCGGCGGGUCUAUCCGUAUCCCCGCUUCCAUGUGCGGCCUCUACAGCAUCAAAGCUUCUUUCGGUCGCUUCCCCACUUACGGCGCCCGGUCGGGAUUGCCCGGACAGGAAGCGAUAAGGUCUAUCAAUGGACCACUGUCGAGCACUCUGGAGGGAGUAGAGAUCUGGGCGAAGAGUGUGGUAGGAAAGAAGCCUUGGGAGAGAGACCCCAACAUGCUUCCGAUCCCGUGGAGAGAGUACGAGGCUCCUAGCCAGCUUUGCUUUGCUAUUAUUUUGGACAACGGCAUAGUCAAGCCUACACCUCCCGUUACCCGCGCCCUGCAGGAAACAAAGGCUGCUCUGGAGAAAGCAGGCCACAAAGUCAUUGAAUGGUCCCCCUACAACGCCGAACAAGCCACCUCCCUCGUCAGCCGCUUCUUCCUCGGCGACGGCGGCGUCAAGAUCAAUCAGAUCCUCGCUGCCGGUGAAGAGCCUUACCCUGAAGGUCUUGCGGCAUACAAGGCUCGAUUCGAGGCUUUGAAGAAUGACCCCCCGCUUGUGGGAGAUCUGUGGGAUCUCCAAGCCGAGAGGACAUCAUACUGCAAGAAGGCACUCGACCACUGGCUGGCUAGUAAGGAUGUCACCGGGACUGGGAGGCCCUUUGACGCUGUCAUCUCUCCAGUGACUCAGCAUUCUGCUUGUCCCAAGAAGGCCUACGGUGGUCAUGUGACGUACACCUCCAUGUGGAACAUUACAGACUACAGUGCUACUACUUUCCCUGUUGGGUUUGUCGACUCUGCCGUUGACAAGAAGGAGGAGUGUGAGCCCAGGAAUGAUGUGGAGAAAAGCGUUUGGGACCGAUAUGACCCCGAAGAAGUCUCGGGUGCGCCUAUCUCUCUCCAACUGGUGUGCCAGAGGCUCGAAGAAGAGAAGGCGAUCGCGUUGACUGGUGUCGUUGCGAAGGCAUUGAAGAAGACAAAGGUUUGA
Cryptococcus wingfieldii CBS 7118 is the source of this 1650-nucleotide messenger RNA. RefSeq names its product amidase. Lineage: Eukaryota; Fungi; Basidiomycota; Tremellomycetes; Tremellales; Cryptococcaceae. The transcript is spliced from 7 exons. The record is from RefSeq and is a predicted model, not a curated record. Bases 1 to 1650 code for a protein of 549 amino acids.